Molecule: messenger RNA, 2110 nt
Organism: Aaosphaeria arxii CBS 175.79
Lineage: Eukaryota; Fungi; Ascomycota; Dothideomycetes; Pleosporales
Product: sporulation protein RMD8
Exons: 3
Coding region: 100-1800 (566 amino acids)
Source: RefSeq, a predicted model, not a curated record
CUUCAAAGCUUCUCCACCACCGCAUGCCUACACAUUACUUUGUGCCAUCGGUAGCCAGAGCAUCGCUCUUUCAUGCUCGCGCAAUACUCACUAGCCAACAUGAGUGCGAUCACAGCUAAGAGUAAACGCGGCCCGACCGUGCUUAUGACGGAUUCUCGCGAUGCCCGUCCACAAGCCCGCACUACAGCCACUCGACCUGGCGCAAAACUUAUCUCCGUGGACAAUAUCCUCCAAUAUGCGUCCGAUAUCCCCUCCCAGCAACGUCGCGGACCGCCCGAUGCUCGCCCGCGAAUGCAUACCAGGACCCCUUCUGGUCGCCAUCCACUCGACCCUAAGCUUUCCGGCCGCCUGAUUCCGGCGCAUAUGCCUAUGCGAUCCAGCAAGCUUAGUGAGAAGCUGGUGCUACUGCCCGAAGCAGAUGCCGAGGACGAUGAUGAGAAGCUAGAUUUUGACGAAGAUGAUUCUGCGCCGCCUAAAGAUGAUGACCUACGGAGGAGAACCGCAAAGGGAGGUCCCAAAGAUAAAAGUUAUGCAGAGCGUCUGCCUAAGGCAAAGCGGACGGAAAAGCUCUCCCGAGUCACAGCGUAUUGUACAGCUUCUGCGUACAAGAUGAAGAGCAUGGCUGAAUUCGUCAAGACCCAGCACCAUGCAAGGACAAAGCUGUAUGACGAUUGCUUGUAUACCGUAUAUCACCAUCCUCUACUUGGAGGUAGUGAUGGAUACAGAGUCAGGAGUAGCCCGGCUUUGAAGAGCCCUGGUGGGAAGACGGUCCUUGACGAGGAAAUCGAGAGGAAUGAACAAAGGGAAUAUCACGAAGGUUAUUUCGAGGAUGCCGAACAGUACAGCUUCAGAGGGAGUGAGGAGAGUCCUGCAAAUAGCCCGAGACGCGAAGCGGACCGCAGAGAUUCGGAUCAUAGUAACGAGAUGGAAAGCCGCGGUGGCCGUGUCCCACCAAAUGCGUUGUCAUUCGGCGAGAUGUUCGUCUUUUCGUACGGUGUGGCCGUAUUCUGGAACUUUACCGAGCGUCAGGAGAAAGACAUCCUGGCAGAUUUGACGUUCUCGACUUCUUCCACUGGUGUAGCUCUGGCGACCAGGCCGCUCGACGAAGCUGACUUCGAGACGGAAGAAUUCCACUUUGAAUACAACCCGGAGAUCGCGAGACCUCGUGUCUAUAACGACAUGAUAUCGUUGAAGAGUGGAGACCAUAUGAUCAAGCUAUCCAUCAGCCAUGCUAUUGCUCAGAGCACCAAGUUGAGUUUGUUUGAGGAACGCAUGGCGCGGACCAUGUUGGCUGCUCAAUACGUACCAAAGCGUUUAGCUUUGACGGGCAAGCUGGGCAUGGGCAGGACUGAGGUGGUGAGAAUGAUUGGACAGCUAUUCACCAGUCGAGUCGAUGUCAAUUUAUCUUCCAACAUGCUCGACACACCCAAUUUCUUCUGGGACUCUGAACCGACACUUCACCCACUGUAUACCGCGUACCGCGAAUAUCUCGAGAUCAAGCCACGCAUUCAAGUGCUUAACGAAAGAUGCCAGGUCUUCCUAGACCUGGGCGAGAUUCUCUCAGAUUCGAUAUCCGACCGCAAGAUGACGAGGAUCACAUGGAUCAUCAUCAUUCUCAUUAUAUUCAGUAUCUGCAUCACGUGUCUGGAAGUACUACUUAGAUUCUCGCUCCUGAAUAGGAGAGCUAGAGCUGAUUCCGUUGAUGCAUUAUCAAAACCGGCGCUUGCUGGCCCAAGUCUUCUGCUUGGCAGAGCGUUGAUCUGGUCGGGAAGAAGCAUUAGCCGGCAGAUUAUGGGAUAAUUUCUGAUCGAUACUGAUUUCGCAUAGCGAUGGCGUAACCGUGGUGUUAAAGGAUGGUUUAUGGACAUGUACAUAUGGUGUAAAUAGCAAUUGGUUCAACUAGGCUUCAAUGACAGCCGCCUUCAUCAGGUUUUGGUUCUGGUAAACACGGGCGCAUUUCAUUUCUAACAUGUCUUUGGGUAUGUGGAAGAUCGAACUAUCUAAGAACCCAGCAGGUGGUAUAGUACGCGGACCGUAAUUCAGUUCUACCCGCCGUCAUCGUGAAACGUUGGACAGGCCUGUCAUUGCUUCAGCGGUAAUGAGUAUAUUA